Austrofundulus limnaeus is the source of this 1493-nucleotide messenger RNA. RefSeq names its product tRNA methyltransferase 5 (gene trmt5). The record is from RefSeq and is a predicted model, not a curated record. NCBI's taxonomy places the organism in Eukaryota, Metazoa, Chordata, Actinopteri, Cyprinodontiformes, Rivulidae. Gene Ontology annotation, biological process: mitochondrial tRNA methylation; tRNA N1-guanine methylation. Gene Ontology annotation, molecular function: tRNA (guanine(37)-N1)-methyltransferase activity. Gene Ontology annotation, cellular component: cytoplasm; mitochondrial matrix.
AGCUUCUGCUCUGCAAAGUUAGUCCAUACUGGCUUCGCCGUGAAGACCAUCAUGGAGUCCAAACUGUACCAGCCCCCUGCAGAGAUCCGGGGUAUGACCUUGUUGAACAAAGAUGCUUUCACGCAGACCAUUACAGUCCCGGCUCUACGGGUUCCCACCAGGGUUUUACAUAAAGUAGUGAAGAGCCUGAAAAAGUCCACCCUCAGGCUACCCGGAAUAUACAGUGUAGUUCAAGACAAAGAGGGAAGUGACGACUUUAAGUUACUUCUGCUGGAUCCUCACAGCGUGCUGUCAGCAAGCUCCUUCAGUGAGGCAGAAAUGGAGGCGCUGAGGUCGUUCAGUGUGGCUGAUGAGCUGCAAAACUAUGAGCUGAAGAUAACUUACGACAACCUGAAGAGCGAAGAAGUGCUGAAAGCAGUGCUGCCUCUGGGUCAGGAUGUGACCUCAGGGUUCAGCCGUGUGGGACACAUAGCACACAUGAACCUGAUAAGCCCCCUCCUCCCAUAUAAGAACCUUAUAGGUCAAGUUAUUAUGGAUAAAAAUCCUGGUGUCACCUGUGUGGUCAAUAAGACGAACAUAAUUGACUCAACUUACCGGACCUUCAAGAUGGAGCUCUUGGCUGGAGAGGAGAACAUGGUCACCAAAGUGAAAGAAAACGGGAUGACGUACGAGUUUGAUUUUUCUCGUGUUUACUGGAACCCUCGGCUGAGCACCGAGCACCAGCGAGUGGUGCAGCUCCUGAAACGCGGUGACGCCGUUUUUGAUGUGUUCGCCGGCGUUGGCCCUUUCGCCAUCCCAGCUGCCCGAUCAGGCGCCAAAGUUUGGGCCAACGAUCUCAACCCCGAGUCCUACAAGUGGCUGCAACACAACUGCAAACUCAACAAGGUGGAUAGCAAAGUCCAAACCUUCAACCUGGAUGGCCGAGCCUUCAUCCAAGGGCCUUUUAAACAGGGGUUGCCCUCGCUGCUGAAAGGAGGAGCAGGUAUUCAUGUGGUGAUGAACCUGCCCGCCCUGGCUCUGGAGUUUCUGGAUGCUUUCAGAGGUCUUCUGCAGCUGGACACAACCUGUGAGCACAGCCUCCCCACAGUGCACUGCUAUGCUUUCGCUAAAGAAGAGGACCAUGAGGCGGAUGUGGUGCAGAGAGCUUCUCGCAGCCUCGGAUUCCCAAUGGAGAACAAGUGCUCCGUGCAUUUUGUACGCAACGUAGCACCCAACAAAGAAAUGUGGCGUGUAGAAUUCACAAUCCCUAAAGAGGUCCUUUUCUGUUGUGAAGAAACAAAUGCAGAGUCCUCAGAGGAACCGGACCCGAAGAGACAGAAGUGUGACGAAUCCACAUGAAAAUCACAAGCCUCACUAACCAUUUUUCUUUUCCCCUUUUUAAAAAGUUUUAUUAUAAGAGGUGUCGCUUCCUCAAAUUAAAUCAUAACUCAGCUUUAGUUCAGUUCAUUAUUCUGUGUUGUACAUUAAUUUUUUUUAAUAAAUCACAAAUGAUG